CCAGCCGCUAGCGUCGCCCUCGCCGCCGCCGCUGGGGCAUCCACAGUGCAGUCGGCGCCAGCGUCAGGAGCAGCGGGCCCCGAUCCGUCACGAGCCUCGCGUGAGCCGCUAGCUUCUCCCGGUGCUGCCAGGAUGAUCUCCCUCACGGAUUCGCAGAAAAUCGGGAUGGGGCUGACAGGGUUCGGUGUGUUUUUCCUCUUCUUUGGGAUGAUGCUGUUUUUCGAUAAAGCUCUCCUCGCCAUCGGAAAUAUUCUGUUUGUCUCCGGUCUGUCCUUCGUCAUCGGCCUGGAGCGCACGUUCAGAUUUUUCUUCCAGAGACACAAAGCAAAAGCCACCAGUUUCUUCCUGGGAGGGGUGUUUGUGGUUCUGAUCGGCUGGCCGAUCAUUGGGGUCGUUCUGGAGAUCUACGGUUUCUUCCUCCUAUUCAGGGGAUUUUUCCCGGUGGCAGUGGGCUUCAUCAGACGAGUGCCUGUGCUCGGGUCUUUGCUCAGUUUACCGGGGAUCAGUACCCUGGUCGACAAAAUUGGCGAGAGCAACACUAUGGUAUAACAGUGGGUUGUUUCAGUUUCAGUAUUUAUCAAAGCUUCUAAUAGUUACUGUAUAUUUUGGUCAUUGCCACUCCAGAACUGUGAAUCCAAACAUUUUUUCUGCACAAAAGACACUGGUUUAUUGGUUUAUUUGUGGACAUUUGACUGACAUCAGGAAGUUUCCUCCGUCAGAAGGAAACACUUUUGUAUCUGACUGCAACUGGACAAAGUUACCAAGAGAUUUUUUUUUCAUUUUAACGGUUGGAAGCAGGUUUCCUUCUUUUUUUUUUUUUUUUUUUUGUAUGAUUCCAGUCCGAUAUUUAUGGACUGAUAAUUUGGGACCACUGGACCAACUCAGCGGAGAGUCUGGAGCCUUUUGUAGCAUCCACUCCUCCAGAUUGUGUGCCUAAACAGUCACUGAGAGCAUUUUUGGGUUCCUCUGUGAAGUGUUACUGGAAUUUUGUACUUUAAAAUAAAUAAGGUUGAGCUGAAUGUUACUUAGGCAAAGAAACCUGAACUUGUUGUGGAAAGAGUUCAAGAGGCUUGUUGUGGAGAUGUUUGACCCUAAAUUUUGUAAGUGCAUACUUGAAAUAAAGUGUGUCUUUUAUA
Molecule: messenger RNA, 1136 nt
Organism: Xiphias gladius (swordfish)
Lineage: Eukaryota; Metazoa; Chordata; Actinopteri; Istiophoriformes; Xiphiidae
Gene: golt1bb
Product: golgi transport 1Bb
Exons: 5
Coding region: 133-549 (138 amino acids)
Biological process (GO): retrograde transport, endosome to Golgi; endoplasmic reticulum to Golgi vesicle-mediated transport
Cellular component (GO): endoplasmic reticulum; membrane
Source: RefSeq, a predicted model, not a curated record